AUGGCCGCCACCGGGUCGCACCCGGCCACGCCUUCGACAGGAGCCGCUCCCGUCGAGGCUACAGCGAGCGCUUCUCGCCAUGCCGCAAGCGCCGCCGCCACAUCAGCCGCCGCCGCGGGCCCUGGAUCCCCCCGCAACAAUGACGCCGCCGUGGCCCAGGUCCACAGGACCCUUCAAGCCCUAGUGCACUCUCUAGGCUCCCAACAUCAGCUCCAAUCGCAGAUUGCCGAGCUUGAACGCGAGAUAAACGCUGCCCUUCGGCUCAUCCCGGACAGGGGCCGCUCACAUGGUUCGUUACGCGCGCACGAGACCCAGUCGCCUUCUCGUGACCUUGCGACCGAUUUUUCUUUGCUCGCUCCCUCGCCCGCGGCGCACCCGUCUGCCCGCGAUGGCGAAGUGGCGUUUGGCCUGGCCUCCAAUCGCCCUCUACCCCGGCUCCCGAGAGAGCCCGUGCACGCUCCACUCGAGGAGGACAUUUACAUCACCGUAUUAAAGGUAUAUGUCCAGUACAGUGUAAUGUGUGUGGACAAGGCGAUUGUCACAGAGGUAUCCAACCAGUGGAAGUGUACACGAGAACAUGGAUUGAAGCAAGGCGAAGGAACAAGACAGAACAAGACAGAAGGAGGGAAGUAA
Molecule: messenger RNA, 633 nt
Organism: Monosiga brevicollis MX1
Lineage: Eukaryota; Choanoflagellata; Craspedida; Salpingoecidae
Exons: 1
Coding region: 1-633 (210 amino acids)
Source: RefSeq, a predicted model, not a curated record